Messenger RNA from Pieris napi, 2485 nucleotides. It is a transcript of the gene msl-2, whose product is annotated as E3 ubiquitin-protein ligase MSL2. Gene Ontology annotation, cellular component: MSL complex. The transcript is spliced from 4 exons. Gene Ontology annotation, molecular function: ubiquitin protein ligase activity. The record is from RefSeq and is a predicted model, not a curated record. NCBI's taxonomy places the organism in Eukaryota, Metazoa, Arthropoda, Insecta, Lepidoptera, Pieridae. The coding region runs from base 126 to 1436 and encodes 436 amino acids.
UGUAAUGUAAACUAGUCAAAAGUCAAAACUUCAAAGCGGCUUUUUGGCCAAAGUGUUAUUUUGUGUUUUGGUGUAUAUUAAAUGGACUACAACAGUUUCUCAUGUGAAAUUCUCGCUAUAGUUAAAUGAAGAUGAAUGCUACAAGUUUAUACACAUCAACUUCAAGAUUGAUACUGUUAGCUGACCCAGCGGAUAAAAGUUCUUGGUCCGAUUUAUAUCGCCUUGUUCCUUAUUUACGACAAUCAUUAUCAUGUACUGUUUGCGGAAAUUUACUAAAAGAGCCUUUUACUCCUGAGAGUUCCAAUUGCCAGCACCAUGUGUGUAAAAAUUGCAUAGGUGGAAGAAAAAAAUUAAAGCCCUCUUGUAGUGAGUGUAAGGAUUAUGAGGAUUAUACUGAUAACAGUCUGUUAAGGACUCUUCUUCAAUGUUACAAAAAACUUUGUGAGUAUUUUAUGGAUACAGAAACAUACAGAGUUUUAGUAGAAGAAGACGCUUCAGUAGUUGGGCAAAAUGGUGGUGUUGUUGCUAGUUCGGGUUUGAUAGAUUUGAUAAGAGAGGGGGCCCGUUUUGAUGAUGAUUAUAAGUGUAAUGCUGGCCUAUCAAAAUCAGCAUAUAGUAUUUUGCCAUGUGUCUAUAACUCUUCGUCAACUCAAACCCAGGCUGCUUCAUCAUCAACUAGUAUAGAAACAAGGUCUUCUAAUAAAUGCACCACCAAUAACAAAGAUAUAUCCAAUGGAUCUCCUUUAUAUUCAGUUAUGUAUGCAGGAUCUGGCAACAAAAUAACAAUUAAAAGAAAAAAUGCUGAUGACGCAGAAGUAACACAAAGUGAGAAUAGCUUACUAGAUGGCAAAACAAAUCAACUACCAUUUAAGAAGCCUUCAAACCGAUCACGCAACCCUGGUAGUAAAAGAAAAGGUUGCCGUUGUGGUAAUGCUACAGCAACUCCUGGAAAACUUACUUGCUGUGGUCAGCGUUGCCCCUGUUAUGUUGAGAGUAAGCCUUGUACCGAAUGUAAAUGUAAAGGUUGCAGAAAUCCACAUAGGGCAGAUGGUUUAAAGGUUCGUCCACACUUACCACAUAUAGAUACCCUACAAUUAACACUUAAUAUGAAUCCCAGCAGUUCACCGUCAUGUUCAGGAUCUAUGGACAGUCUCGAUACGGAUUCACUUACAAUGGAGGCCAUGGAAGAAUCUCUUGGGUUCAGUGCAGAUUAUAAGUCACCGAGUCUCAAAGUAUACACAAGCCAGAUACAAGAAGUGUCGGCAUCCUUACCAGCUACAAUAUUAAUGGAUGAAGAGCUCCCAGCCUCUCCUGACAAUUUAAGCUCUCCAUGUGAAUAUGCUCAGUAUUCUCCUAGAGGAACAAAUGAUACUGAGCUAUCACCACAAUCCACAGGCACACAGGAUAUAAUGAGUGACCCAGAAUUAGAUGCGUGACAGUCAAUUUCUGUUACAAAUGACUAGAAAACCAUUUUUAGUGAGGAUAUAAUACAUACUACAAUAAUACAUGCAGAUUACGAUAUACAGUUUCUCUCAGUGACAAAUGGUACAGAUUUGUAUGAGUGACAAAUAUUUAAUGUGAGUGCCACUUCUAAUCGAACGAUUAAUCUUCCGGACUUAUUUUUAACUUACAGAAUAAACUUUAAUGACCAAACAUAAUAACACACACACAUUGUGUUCAUUUUAUGUAUGCAUUACUUUGAUUUACUCAAAUUAAAAUGUCUAUCAAUAUGGUCUAAAUAGUAAAGGCCUCUUCUUGAACACAACAUAAUUAAAUACAAAUAUUGUAACUCUAACAUUAUUAUCGAUGUAAUAAUGUAUAUUAUAUAAAAGUAAAGAUAGGAAAGCGUUCUAAAUACAAACUGAAUGUUCUCAUUAUAUGUUUAAUAAUUUAACCUAGAGGUAUUGUAAAUUUAAUAUUUUUAUAUGCACAUAUAAUUAAAAAAAGGGAAUGUAUGACUUUUGUAUAUUUUAGUAUAAUAAUUAAUUUAUCACUAGCUGUUUAACCAUGACUUAUACUUUAAAUUACUAUAAUGGUACCAGCAAUUUUAUGGACAAAACAAAGAAGAAAAUAUAGACUUUUUAAAAUAAGUCUCAGUCAUCUUACUCUUAAAAUUCCUCAAUAAAAUAGUGAAUUUAUAAUUUUGACAUAAUUCUGGUACACUUUAUUUACCAACACACAUUGUGAUAAGAUAGUAAAACUAGCUAAUAAUAGUUUUUAUAUUUUUAAUUAUCUGAAUAUUAAAAAAUUUAAACUUUGUACAGUUCCAUUUCAGCGAUUAUGUUGUAAGUAAUGAGUAUUUUAUUUCUUGUAAGUAUAUAUUUUAUAAAUAGGAUUUAUUAUUUAAAAGUUGGCAUAGAAAACAAUUCUCAUGAUAAAAGCUUGAGUACAAAUAAUGAAGGAAUUGCCUAGAAUUUAUAGGUUUUUGAAUGAUGAAAACAAAAUUUGUUUUUAAAGCAAGAUUAAAAACAGUAUUUUUCUGAAA